Priapulus caudatus is the source of this 1630-nucleotide messenger RNA. RefSeq names its product DEP domain-containing mTOR-interacting protein-like. The record is from RefSeq and is a predicted model, not a curated record. Gene Ontology annotation, biological process: intracellular signal transduction. Lineage: Eukaryota; Metazoa; Priapulida; Priapulimorpha; Priapulimorphida; Priapulidae. Gene Ontology annotation, molecular function: protein binding. Bases 3 to 1523 code for a protein of 506 amino acids. The transcript has 10 exons.
GCAUGGCUUGCCAAAUUAAUAUUGUUGAUGAGCAGCAUGAAAAUCAGUAUGUAAAUACCAUGGACGACAAUGUAUUUGAAAAGAAUCAUAUGGACAUAUAUAUCGCUGGAGAGCAGUUAAGGGCUAGCAUGCACGCCGAGGGCAGUCUCAUCGCACAGCGGCAGCAACAGACAAUCACAUUCAACGUGUGCUUCGUUGGAUUCGAAACCGUCGAGUGGCUGGUGAAAGCGCGGCACGUAGACUCGCGACGCUCAGGCGUUAAGCUGCUGCGCAUCCUUGGUGACAACAACAUCAUCCACCACGUGACAGAUCAACAGUCAUUUUUCGACGACAACAACUUGUACCGGUUUCGAAGAGACGACGCAACAUUUUCAAAAUUUGAUGAUUUGAGUGUUUUCUUCAAAGGACUUAAGCUAUACAGCAGGUUGGUUACGGAGCCUAAUCGUGUGUUGAGGGUGCAUGAGGAGAACGGUGUUAGCUAUGAGAACUCGUUCUCUGGACAAGGCCUGCUAGACUGGAUGGUAAUCGAGCACAUGGUGAUGAACCGACAUCAAGCUCUAACCGACUGCAGGUCUCUCCUCGCUAGUAAUGUCAUACACCACGUUACACAUCAGCAUCAUCUAAAGGACGACAACCUCCUGUAUCAAUUUAGCGUCAACCUGAAGAAACAUAUACGCCACUCGGACAUUGUGAGCCGGUAUUCACUGAGAGGCACGCUGAAUUUUAAGGAGCUGGACGGCGCAUCUGAGACUAGAACCACAGAGUCAACGCUGAGGAAAAUCUCACAGAUUUCUUUGGGCAGCUUCUUAUUUAGCUCAGACAAUGGGAAUGAGCCUGCUGCGAGGAAAAACAGCCAGAGUCCUGACAGUAGGCAGACAAGAAUGUUUCCCUCUCCGGAGAGGACCCAAUCCGUGCCUCCCCAGAGGAGAACUCGCAAGUUGUCCCUCCCCGAGAAUCUGGUUGCCCCGGAGGGAGAGAGACGGAGAAAAAUAUCCGCUAUGCCGUCCUUUCCGUUCUUCAAUUAUCAACAAGCGGGUUCUGCGAGGUUUGCAUUUCCAAAAUCAGCAUCGGCAAGGAACAUUGAGUGCUAUAGCUCAUGCGGUGAUGAAAGUGAUGGUGAUGAUUACAGCACUGAUGAUACUGAAGAGGGCGAGACCGACAAGUUUCCUAGCACUGUACCAACAAGAAAAGCCAGGACCAAAGGCUCUGUUUUGCCAAAAUAUGUGAUGAAGAUAGUGAGUGCUCAGGAACUAGAGAGCUCUUCGACUCUAUACCUCAAGAAGAACAUUAAAAUUAUCAGCGACUCUGUAGGAUAUGGCUUUGUGAUCCGUGGUGAUGGGCCUACGUUUGUGCAGACGGUUGACCCAAAGGGACCUGGAUAUGAAGCUGGCUUGAGGGUCAAGCAGUACCUUUACGAAGUGAACGGAGAGAAGGUUGUGCAGCUGCCCCACCAGCAAGUAGCGAAGCAGGUCAUCAACAGUUCGAUGGGCGUCGUCAACAUCACCGUCAUGAUCCGUCUGUAGCGAUCGCUCGUCGCUUCGCUGGUUGUCACUGAGUUCUGUUAAGCUGCGUUUACACUAUCGAUUUUUGUCAGCAAAUCGUACCGAUUUCAAGUGUAUUCCAACUUGCC